CUGAAACUGAACUGAAAGUGUCAGGACGAUGGAGAAAAUUUUAUGCGAUGUUCACGGCAGCGUGUGUAUGUUAAAAACCGGCGUUAAAGAUGGACCAAGUAAAGGCAAAAGCUUCUACGUCUGCGUUGACAAGCAAGGCUGUGAUUUCACUCAUGUGGCCAGCGUCUCGCCGUCCCACUGCCUCCAACAUGAAGACUCGAUCGUGGAGCUCCAAGCUCUCACCUUCAGUCUACAGCAACAAAGCCACAGGUUGUACUACAGGUGUGUUUUGGGUAAAAAAACAGGUCAGAGGUGGUGUGGAAGCGUGCCUUGGACUGUGCCAGAGAAAGAAAAGAGAAACCCUCUGUCUGACACACAGCUGCAGCCCUCUGGCCUGCCGCCUGUCCGAAACCCCUUCAAAGCCCCUGCCAAGACGGACAAGGACUCUGAGUGGAGACGGAUGCAGCAUGGUGAAGGCGACGAGGAAAGCAAGGAGAAAGACAGCGAGGCGAACCACAAGGCUGCAGGAAGAGAGAGCUGUCAGAAAGAGAAUGUGGAGAGUGCAAAAGUAAAAGAUGACGACAAAGGGAAGCCGGAUUCAUCUGAUUUUUACCGAGGCAAACAACUUCCACUGGGGAUGAAGUUAAAGAAGAGAGUCUCAGAUGAGGAGAGAAGCAGUCCCAAAGCUAACGGUGAGGAAAAAACUACAGAGAAGGUGCAAGACAAGACUGAAGAGAACCGCACCGAGCAGGGAGAAGCUGAAAACACUACUUCUACCUCCAGUGUCAAGACUGUCAAACCUGUGAAAAUAAAUCAAACCUCACAGAAUCCUCAAAGGGAUUCGCCGCAACAACCAAGCAAGGAUGACACCUCUCCGGUAAAACAAACUGGCGAUACUGUGAAAGAGAGCAACUCUAAAUCUGUACUCAGUAGUAACACCAGAGACUCGAUAUCGACCAAACCAUCACAGUCAGAGUCCAGUCAAACCAAAAUCAACCAAGACGACGACGACGACGAUGUUGUGGUGGUGUCAGUGAAACCUGCCACUCAGAAAACUCCCCCUGUGUCAGCUGUGCAAAAGACGCUGACCGACUUCGCUGGGUUCCAACCGGCUUCACAGGUCAAAGGUCAGCAGAACGGGCUGCACAGCCUGCUCACUGCUCAGCUCAAACAGAAAAAGGCGACUCUGUCUGUGGUGAACGUGGCGGCUCUGCCAGACAAAGGGGAGAGGUUGAGGACUCAGGUGAAAGAGCUGGAGGACGCGCUGGAGUCUCUGAGUCUCACUGCUGCUUCUCAGCCUGGGUCUCAGGAUGGAGAUAACAGCAAAGAUGCCAGUCUGGGUAGCAGCGAGGUUAACCCUUUCAGCCGGCAGGGAGGCACCAUCCUGCUGCCCGCCCCCCCAGCUCCGAGCCAUUCCCAGCACCAGGCCUCCAGCAGCUCCUUGGGGCUCCAGCUGAGCCAGGGAUACACUCAGAUGUAUGGAGCAAACCCACAGGUCCAGGCCUUUUACGGCGGCAGGAUGACUGAGGACCGUCUGCUGGCGGUGAAAAACGCCACCUCCGAGGCCAUCGACCAUCUCCACAAAUCCUUGGACUCCUGCCCCGACAGCGAGACCGAGGCUCCAGACCCCAAAGGCAUCAAGGUGUCGCUCCUGGCCCAUCAGAGGAGAGCUUUGGCCUGGCUGCUCUGGAGAGAAGCCCAGAAUCCCUGCGGAGGAAUCCUCGCGGAUGACAUGGGUCUGGGAAAAACCCUGACCAUGAUUGCUCUCAUACUGGCCAAGAAGGUGAAGGCAAAAGCGGAGGAAGAGAAAGAGGGGGAGAAAAAGGAGGAGAGCUGGAUCUCCAAAACUGACUCCAGACUCGUGGUCUCUAAAGGCACUCUGAUCAUCUGUCCUGCCUCUCUGAUCCACCACUGGAAGAGGGAGAUUGAAAGACACGUGAAGACCGGCAGGCUGUCUGUGUACUUGUACCACGGCCCAAACCGUGAGAAAAGCUCCAGAGUGCUGGCGGAUCACGAUGUGGUGGUGACCACAUACAGUUUGGUCUCGAAGGAGAUCCCAGUCCAGAAGGAGGACGGUGAGAAACUCGGCAAAGAUACUGAUACUUCUCAGCCAUCGCGCUCUGCUCCUCUUCUGCGAGUGUCCUGGGCGCGGGUGGUUCUGGACGAAGCCCACAACAUCAAAAACCCCAAAGUGCAGACCUCCAUAGCCGUCUGUCAGCUGAAGGCUCGGGCCCGCUGGGCUGUCACCGGCACACCCAUCCAGAACAACCUGCUGGACAUGUUCUCACUGCUCAAGUUUCUGCGUUGUUCUCCGUUCGAUGAGUACAAACUGUGGAAAGCUCAGGUGGACAACGGCUCAAAAAGAGGCAGAGAGAGACUCAACAUCCUGACGAGGAGUCUGCUGCUGCGACGAACUAAAGACCAGCUGGACUCCACGGGAAAACCACUGGUGUCUCUUCCUGAUCGAUCCUGCGAGGUGCAUCGGCUCAAACUGUCCGAGGACGAACAGGCCGUGUAUGAUGUGGUCUUUGCACAAUCAAGAUCUACUCUGCAGAGCUACUUGAAGAGACACGAAGAAAAGGAUUUGAAAAAGGGAAAUGCUUCCAGUUCCAAUCCCUUUGACAAAGUGGCCCAGGAGUUUGGUAUGUCCCAGGCUGACCCUGUUAUGUCGAGUUCCCAGCAGCCUCAGCAGGCGUCCAGCACCGUCCACAUCCUGUCCUUGCUGCUGCGCCUCAGACAGUGCUGCUGUCACCUGUCACUUCUUAAGAAGACUCUGGACACGUCGGAGCUGCAGGGUGAUGGGAUCGUCUUGUCUCUGGAGGAGCAGCUCAAUGCUCUGUCUCUCUCCUCCAGCCCCUCGCCAUCACAACCCAGAGACACCGUGGCCCUCAACGGCACUCGCUUCCCCUCACAGCUGUUUGAGGACACCAGUGAGAGCACAAAGAUUUCUGCCAUCAUCACUGAGCUGAAAGCAAUCAGACAGAACGGUGCUGAUCAGAAAAGCGUGAUCGUGUCUCAGUGGACCAGCAUGCUCAGCAUCGUUGCAGUUCACCUGCAGCAGAUGGGCCUGAGACACGCUGUCAUCGACGGGUCUGUUAACCCCCGGCGCCGCAUGGACCUGGUGGAAGAAUUCAACACUAACCCUGACGGACCGCAGGUGAUGCUGGUUUCUCUUUGUGCUGGAGGAGUUGGACUCAAUCUGAUUGGUGGAAACCACCUUUUUCUCAUUGACAUGCACUGGAACCCAGCUUUGGAGGAUCAGGCCUGUGACCGAAUCUACAGAGUAGGACAAAGUAAAGAUGUCACCAUCCACAGGUUUGUGUGUGACGGCACAGUGGAGGAGAAGAUCUCUACACUGCAGGCGAAGAAGAAGGAGCUGGCCCAGAAUGUGCUGUCGGGGACGGGCAGCACCUUCUCCAAACUCUCGCUGGCUGAUCUCAGAAUCAUCUUUGGUGUCUGAGAUGGGAGCGAAUCAUCAGUUACAACACCAGACACACUACAUUCAAAAUUCAGGGUAUAUAAGUGUGAAAAAUCCUGAAAUAACUUAAUAAGACCAAGAUAGUAACAUAAAUCUAAGAUGCUGGAGAGGUGUUUAUCCACCAUGUUUCUUCCUCUAUUAGCUGAAUCCAGAAUAAACUGUAUAUAAAGAUGGAUGACGCGUCCCCACUUACACACCUCCAUGCAAAAGUGAAGCCAAAACAUCCCGGAUAAAACCGCUGUUAUUUUGCGCUCGUGAUGUCAUUUGGAGUCAGAGUCUGUGCUGUUACGAUCACCCGUCCAACCAGUUGAGAGCAGCGCUUCUGAACACACGCACACACAUUUGCACACACAACUGUCAAUCAUGGCAUCAAAUACCCCGUUUAUAGAAUUCAAUCAUACAUAUUGAAAUAUCCGCUGUCAUCUUGUGCCGGUGGCAUUUUUGGAGCUGGAGUCUUGGCAGUAACAGGGGGAGUUUCUACAAAAAACACCUGUCCAAUCAAUCACAAGCAGCCCCAUUGAAUGCAAGCACACAGAUUAGCACACACAGCUGUCAAUCAUGACGGAAAGUUAUCAGAUUUUGUUAAAAUCUGAUAACUUAUUAAAACUGAACUUUUCAUAAAAACGAGCACUUGAUAAAACAUCAGGGUGAUGAGAAUCUUUGAGGUAAAUUUAUUUAGCGUUUACUUUAAGUUUUUAGGUUGGCUCAUGUCCCACUCACUAACACAGAGGGGGCAGGGUUCAUGACCUAUACCGCAGCCAGACACCAGGGGGCGAUCCAGAUGUUUUAGCCUCACUUUAGUCAUCCAUCUUUAUAUACAGUCUGUAUCUGCAUCUGAACUGCUGAAAAUUUUACUGGACUCAGUGUGCCUUCACAUUUUAUUGCAGUUUACUUUUCUCUCUCUAACGGUCUUUUCAUUUCAUAACUUUUAGUAGCCUUUUAUUAACAGAGACAAACUUUAUCAAAGUAAUACUAAUUUCUAAUAGUGCACUCAAUGGAAUUAAGAAUAUACAAAUAUUCCUUUUUAUUUGUGUCACCUGAUGGACUUUUAUUUUAUUUAAAGCUCUUCAAUUUUUUUGAUAAGGUGUAUUGUUUUUGUAUAUGUGUUGAUUUGAUUGUUUGAAUAAAUUCAGUAUGACGUCCUUUACUUUUAAAAAAAAAAAAAAAAAAUUCUUGCCAAUUUUUGGUCCAUGUCUUGUUAAGUUGCUCUGUGAAGUUCCCUCUAUGUUUUUUUUUUUUUUUUUAGAGAAACCAAAGCAAUUUGAACACUAAAGACUGGCACAAUAUAGCUAUUUGAUUUGUGGAUGUAAUAUAUUCAGAAUACAACCUGGCCACAAAUAGUUUAAUUUAUUUAGUUAUACGGGCAAAACACUGCAUAUUUUGAGUUAGAUCUGUGUGUUUAAAUAUAGCAGAAUGUGUGAGUGAGAACAUAUUAAACUAUGUUAAAGUUUGAAUCUGCAUUAGUGUUUUAUAUCAGAUUUAUGUCUUGAUUUGUUGCUGUGGCGGCUCGCCCUGUGCAGUCCACCAUGUUUUCAUCGCUCCUCAGAGGGUCGUUUAAUGUCCAUGCUGCAUUUGGAAACGUCGGAACUUUUGGUUUCGCUGUGUCAAAAAACGACAACCAAGAGUUCAGUAACAAACCAUAU
Plectropomus leopardus (leopard coralgrouper) is the source of this 5100-nucleotide messenger RNA. It is a transcript of the gene ttf2, whose product is annotated as transcription termination factor, RNA polymerase II. NCBI's taxonomy places the organism in Eukaryota, Metazoa, Chordata, Actinopteri, Perciformes, Serranidae. Gene Ontology annotation, biological process: DNA repair. Gene Ontology annotation, cellular component: nucleus. Gene Ontology annotation, molecular function: ATP-dependent activity, acting on DNA; zinc ion binding; ATP binding. The record is from RefSeq and is a predicted model, not a curated record.